CCAAUAUUAAUCGUGAUUCGUGAUCGAAGCAGAAGUUUAUUUUUCUCGGUUCACGUGUACAGUGUUGAUUUCUUAUUGUUGCGUUGUUUUUGUAUUAUUACGUUUUUCUUAUUUCAUCUUGAAUGGAGCAAAAGAACGAUACUGUUUCUUUUAUAAGCACACCUGGCUUUUGUUCCGACUGCGGGUCAAUUCUGCCGUUGUUACGCGAUAUAGGAGGUGUGAAAUGUUAUGCUUGCAAAAGAGAAUGGGGCCCAGAAGCUUUUGGAGACAUGGCAAUGACGUACACCAUUCACUUCAAUUCGAAAAAUGUUUAUGACUCGAUGAAGCAAAAGGAUGAGGAUGAGGAGGAAGCGGAAGGUCCAGUUGUCGAAAGAAAAUGCCCUCAAUGCCAAAAUGACAAAAUGUCAUAUGCAACAUUGCAGCUGAGAUCUGCAGAUGAAGGACAAACAGUAUUUUAUACGUGUACUAAGUGCAAAUUCAAAGAGACAGAAAAUUCUUAAGAUCUUAUUGGAAGUGAAAAAGGAUUACUCUGUGUUAAUAAAACAUAGAACUUUAUUCAUAAUACAUUCAACAAAUAGUGAAGGGAUGAUAAUAAUGAUAAUAACUUCGUAAUACCACUGAAGUAUCGUUAUAUUUUUCUCCUAAUUACGCGUGGUUGAAUAUAUUUUUUUCCAAGUAAUGUAUUUUGAAUUGUAUAUAUUUGAUUAAAUAUUUUUGUACAAUACGUUUGAAUAAAAGAUAACAAUUAA
Molecule: messenger RNA, 749 nt
Organism: Ceratina calcarata
Lineage: Eukaryota; Metazoa; Arthropoda; Insecta; Hymenoptera; Apidae
Gene: RpI12
Product: RNA polymerase I subunit RpI12
Exons: 3
Coding region: 123-500 (125 amino acids)
Biological process (GO): DNA-templated transcription; termination of RNA polymerase I transcription
Cellular component (GO): RNA polymerase I complex
Molecular function (GO): nucleic acid binding; zinc ion binding
Source: RefSeq, a predicted model, not a curated record